Heterotrigona itama is the source of this 1553-nucleotide messenger RNA. Lineage: Eukaryota; Metazoa; Arthropoda; Insecta; Hymenoptera; Apidae. The record is from the annotation of a GenBank genome assembly.
UUUCUAGCAAGUACGCCUGCAUUUUUAACAGUCUGGUUAGGCUUCGUGGCUUUUGGCGGGUUAAACGCAUCGUGUUGGUUUCGGUGUUUUAGCGAAAUUUGAUAAUGGGGGACAAAGACGGUGAAACCUUUGACGAUGCCGUGGAGGAACGAGUUAUCAACGAAGAGUACAAGAUAUGGAAGAAAAACACUCCGUUCCUGUAUGACCUCGUGAUGACACAUGCUUUGGAAUGGCCAUCUUUAACUGCUCAAUGGUUACCGGACGUGACUAGGCCUGAAGGGAAGGACUAUUCCGUGCAUCGUCUCAUCUUGGGUACUCACACUUCAGACGAGCAAAAUCAUUUGCUUAUAGCUAGCGUACAGUUGCCAAACGAAGAUGCUCAAUUCGAUGCUUCUCAUUACGACAAUGAGAAGGGGGAGUUUGGAGGAUUCGGUUCCGUUAGUGGUAAGAUAGAAAUCGAAAUCAAGAUAAAUCACGAGGGAGAGGUAAACAGAGCGCGGUACAUGCCGCAAAAUCCGUGCGUGAUCGCAACAAAAACACCGUCGAGUGAUGUUCUUGUCUUUGAUUAUACGAAACACCCGAGUAAACCGGAUCCUAAUGGCGAAUGCCAGCCUGAUCUUAGAUUAAGGGGACACCAGAAAGAAGGUUAUGGCCUAUCAUGGAAUCCAAAUUUGAAUGGAUACUUGCUCAGUGCAUCCGAUGAUCAUACAAUUUGUUUGUGGGACAUUAAUGCACCUCCUAAAGAGAAUCGUGUGAUUGAUGCAAAAACGAUCUUUACUGGACAUACUGCUGUCGUUGAAGAUGUUGCUUGGCAUCUGUUGCACGAAUCAUUGUUUGGAUCCGUCGCGGAUGAUCAGAAAUUGAUGAUUUGGGACACAAGAUGUAAUAACACUAGCAAACCGAGCCACACGGUGGAUGCUCAUACUGCUGAAGUGAAUUGCUUAAGUUUCAAUCCGUACUCGGAAUUUAUUCUUGCGACUGGUAGCGCCGAUAAAACGGUGGCGCUUUGGGACUUGAGGAAUCUCAAGUUGAAAUUGCAUUCUUUUGAGUCUCACAAAGAUGAGAUCUUCCAAGUCCAGUGGUCACCGCAUAAUGAGACGAUAUUAGCUAGUAGCGGUACAGACAGGCGUCUACAUGUCUGGGAUCUUAGUAAAAUUGGCGAGGAACAAUCCAGCGAAGACGCCGAAGAUGGACCGCCCGAAUUAUUGUUCAUUCAUGGUGGUCACACCGCGAAGAUCAGUGAUUUUUCGUGGAAUCCGAACGAACCGUGGGUUAUAUGUUCUGUUUCGGAAGACAAUAUAAUGCAGGUAUGGCAGAUGGCGGAGAACAUUUACAAUGAUGAAGAACCAGACACACCAGCGAGUGAAUUGGAAGCUGGUGCUUCAUAAAAUAUGUAAGAAAAAUAACCGAUUAAAUUAUUUGAUAUUGAAAUUUUCCAACGUAUUCGCGUACGUACACACAUUAUAUAUAUGUAUAUAUACCAUAUACCAUAUUAAACCAUAUAUGUAUACAUAUAUAGUUUAAUAUCAUAUAUAUAUAUAUAUUUAUAUAUA